Trichoderma harzianum CBS 226.95 is the source of this 1184-nucleotide messenger RNA. RefSeq lists its product as hypothetical. NCBI's taxonomy places the organism in Eukaryota, Fungi, Ascomycota, Sordariomycetes, Hypocreales, Hypocreaceae. The transcript is spliced from 3 exons. The record is from RefSeq and is a predicted model, not a curated record. Gene Ontology annotation, molecular function: RNA polymerase II cis-regulatory region sequence-specific DNA binding; DNA-binding transcription factor activity, RNA polymerase II-specific. Gene Ontology annotation, cellular component: CCAAT-binding factor complex. Gene Ontology annotation, biological process: regulation of transcription by RNA polymerase II. The coding region runs from base 153 to 1055 and encodes 300 amino acids.
UCGUCUAGCGUUGCGCUGUUGAUAUUAUUCGUCCCGGAUCUCCUAGCUUCAAGUUUCGGACUUGUGAUAGGGCGAACCGCGAUAGCGCCACCCCACAAUUUGGCUCGCGACAUCUUCGCGACACCAGCUUUGGUCCUUGUCCUUCUUGGAGGAUGAUGGAAUACGCGCAAUAUCCACAACAGCAACACAAUUCUCACCCAGGUUACGCGAACUCUGCCGUCGGCGCAAGUAUCACCUCGCCCACCAGCCACGGCAUCACCCAGCACGCAGUGCAAUCAUCCCCCAUCGCAUCGCAACAGCAGCAGCAACAACAACACCAGCCCGGUCAGGCCCCAGCUCACGGCAUGUAUCAACCACAGUAUGGCGUGCCUCAACCCAGCAUGCAGCCGGUUCCCUACGGCAUGCCUGGAAUUCAGGCCGCCGCAAUGGCCGCCACGGCCGCCGCUUCAGGGUCCAGCUACCCUUACAUGCACCCAGAUCCGAGCAUGCCUCAUACGUCCCCGCGAAUGCCCAAUGCUAAGAAAGAUGGCCGGCCGUCUCCUCGUAUGAACAGCAUUUCCCAAAUCCCCGGCCGCCGCAUGAGCCAAGUCACCAGCCCCGGUGUACCGAGCGCCCCGGGCAUGAUGAACCACGGCGGACCCCGGCCCCCGCCCAUGCCUCCGGCCCCUGCCAUGCAGCACCCACAAUCUCCCGAGAUGCCUGCGGGGGCUGUCGAAGAAUCGCCCCUAUACGUCAAUGCGAAGCAAUUCCACCGAAUCCUCAAGCGACGCGUCGCUCGCCAGCGCCUCGAAGAGCAAUUGAGGCUGACGUCCAAAGGACGAAAGCCAUAUCUCCACGAGUCUAGACAUAACCAUGCGAUGCGCCGACCCCGUGGACCCGGCGGUCGCUUCUUGACAGCCGAGGAGGUGGCGGCUAUGGAAUCCAAGGGAGAGCUAGAUCCCAGCGGCAAGGGCCCUGAAGAUGUCUCACCCUCAAAGUCCUCUGAAACCUCAAGCGGCAAGCGCAAGUCGGAAUCUGGACCCUCAACUUCGAGUAAGAAAAUGAGGACACGAUGACAGGGAUUUUGAGGACAGAUACGUCUUUGCUAUCAUUCUCAGUUGAGGCAUCGAAUGGGACGGGGAGUUUUCUUUGAUGUUUUCUUUUAUUAUAACGGCCGACAAAUGACUAUUCCGCUCCAUUAUUCG